AUGAGUGCAUCAGCGGGUUCGUACGGCAACGACAGUUCAGAAGACAGGUCAGUAAGUGGCUCUAAUAUAAGUGUUUACUCUAAUUCAUCAAAUGUUAUGCGCCCUGAGAGUGGCUACCAAUCACCAACAGUAGCAGAUUAUGAAGAAGACAGUGACGUCAGUAAUUAUAGCAUCACGCCCAGCGUCACAACUCCUCUGGAAUUCAAUGCAACAUCGUCUUUUACCACAAAUAGGUUAGCUGCUCCAGAACAAGAGCCGUGGAGUGUUGCAUUGCUUGGAGAUGCAGCUGAUGAUGAGGCAUGUCAUAACGAUAAUGACGCCGAUACAAGGCAGCUCCCAUCUUUGGAGGUUGAUGAUACAUUUUUCGAAGUACAAGAUCAAUACGUUCCUGAUAUAGAUUUCAAUGCCAUUGCUACUGAAUGGCGAAUGUUAGAUUUCCAAGAACAAAAGAAAGAUGAGCAGAAAGAUCAGAAUUCUGAUGGAAAUAAAAAAGAGAAAGUACUGUCACCUUUCCUUAUAAAGGAGAGAAAUCCACUACUGAAAAAAUCAGACUUGUCUUUAGCACAACUUUCUACUCACACUAGUGAUUUGAGCUCCACCACUCAAAGCAAUGCGAAUAAUUCAGAAUUCAGAACUAAUUUAUCCAUGGGUACAAGCCGAGUUUCCUCAAGAACGAGUUCCACCCAAAGUCCCAUCCUCUUACGCUCUUCUCAUGCACAAGUAGAUCCAAUACCAUUUCCAAGUGAUCCUUCUUAUGCAGGAGAAUUGUCUCCAAACACUGUAUUAGAGCUGGACAAAAUUCCGUCACUAAAUAAUUUAAAUAGGGCAUUCAAUGAGUCAAACAGCAGUCAACCUCUCAGACCGUCAUUGUCGUCCUUUAUUCCCAAACAAUCAAAUAGAAGUUUAUUAACUGCCAAACUUGCAUCUCAAAAAGCCUUGUCUAGGACACCAGGGACGGCAUCCUCAGGUACCAGAACGCUUCCGACAAAUGAUCUUACCAGAGAUGUUAUAGAUGAGGAGAGUAAGUCAUCUCUGACCAGCAAUACUCCAAUACCCAUGUCGAUCCCAAGAACCAUUCCCAUUUCAUUCCCCAAUUCAAGAAGUCCCUCAUUUAAGUCUUCCUCUCUAACUGAUAUUACUCAUGCUGCCAGAUCAGUCGGUAACUUCAAUACAUUUAACAUGAAUAGAGGCACUGAUAUUACUACAGAUGAAAUCAAGGAAAUAAUUGAGAAAUUACCAGCUGAUUUCUUACUCCUACCUUAUUCACAAAGAAAGAAGAAAAUAUUGCAAGUAAUACCCCAUGAAAGAUCAGAAGAUUAUAAGCUAAUCAUGUUUUUGGUCAAAAAGUGUAUUUUAAGAGAGUUACGUACCAAUAUUUCAUCACUAAACAACAGUUACAAUAACAGUACUUCACCAGUACAGAUGAGACCACGUCAUACCAGGCAUGGUUCCAUUGCUUCGCAAUACCUCAGUUCAUUCUCAUCAAGUCAUACUAUAAAAUCACUUUCUGGUGACAGUAACAUAGUAUCAACAAGGCCCGACGAGAAAGGUAGUGAAAUUUUCAAUCAUACCUUGGGAAAAGUUAUUGGCUAUGGAGCAUGGGGCUUGAUAAGGGAAUGUUCAGAUAAUUCUACAGGAACAACACGUGCUGUAAAGAUAAUAAGGUUCAAAAACACAUCUCAAAGUGAGGAUAAUGACGAUUAUAGGACGAUUGAGAAAAGGAAAAGCCGCGUCAUGAGGGAAAUUUUAAAUUGGAAGAAAGUUUCACAUCAUGAGAAUAUAUUACCGUUAAUAAAUUUCAAGUUUGAUGACAUUUUUGGAGGUAUUUGUUUAACCAACAGGAUCGAAGGUGGCAAUUUAUUUGACCUUGUGAGAUCGUGGGGUCGAAUUGAAGAGUCAUCAAUUUCACAAAUUGAACGUUGUAAAACCGCCGGUUAUCUAACUUUACAAGUAAAUAAAGGUCUGGAAUUUAUCCACUCAUCAAAUGUAGUUCAUGGAGAUAUAAAACUAGAAAACUGUCUUAUCGAAAAGAAAGAUGAUUCUAAAUUAAAAGUACUAAUAUGUGAUUUUGGAAUGAGUUACGACAUGGAAAACCCAGAUAGAGAUAGAGAAGUGAACAUCGGUUCAUUACCUUAUGCAUCACCAGAAUUGAUAACAGAAAAUAAACUUACAUUCAAAGCCGAUAUCUGGGCAUUUGCUGUUAUGCUCUACGUAAUGUUAGUUGGCCAAUUUCCCUUUAGGAACGAUUCAGAGAAGAUGUUGAAGGAUCGAAUUACCCAUAACUCUUUCGAUAAAGACUCUUUAAGCUAUGUUAGCAAAUGUGGUUAUAAUAAUUUGUACAAAGUUGUCACAAAUUGUUUCAAAAUUGAUCCUGAAGAGAGAUUACAUCUAACUGACAUUAAAAAGCUUUUGCAAAAAAGAUCCGUCGAAUAA
Molecule: messenger RNA, 2433 nt
Organism: Kazachstania africana CBS 2517
Lineage: Eukaryota; Fungi; Ascomycota; Saccharomycetes; Saccharomycetales; Saccharomycetaceae
Gene: NNK1
Product: protein kinase NNK1
Exons: 1
Coding region: 1-2433 (810 amino acids)
Biological process (GO): protein phosphorylation
Molecular function (GO): ATP binding; protein kinase activity
Source: RefSeq, a predicted model, not a curated record